AUGGCAACCUUCGAUGAUGUUGAUUUCGGCGUGGAAACGCCCACACAGCCUGUCAAGAGCAAAUCAAAUGAUGCUUCUGCCCACAUUCAUGAGGGAGCUCUUGCUAUUCCCAUGUCACCUACCUCAACGACACAUGACGCCAUUGAGAUACCUGCUACAAGAUCUCCUCAUGCAGAUGCCUCCAAGUACAUGCAUAACCUUUCUCUCUCUCCGUCGAUGAGAGACAGGAGGUCGUCUCGGAAUUCCUUUGGCACUUCACUGCCCAUUCCACGUUCCAAGAGACAGUCUCGACUCAGCUCCGUCCACCAUAUCGAUCGAGAUGCCGUCUUGGGGCCCGGUGCCGUUCCUAUCCAGCCAACCCGAGACAUUCUAGCUGCCCAAGUCCAAGACAUAUCUGCAGACAAGGCGAAGAAAGCCAAGAAUAUGGCAUUCGUAUUCGAUAUUGAUGGCGUAUUGGUACAUGGAGACCGGUUGAUCCCUGAGGGAAAGAGAGCUCUGGAGAUUUUGAAUGGAGACAAUGAGCUUGGAAUCAAGAUUCCACACAUCUUCCUGACAAACGGUUCGGGCAAACCAGAGCUAGCCCGUACGCAACAGCUGGCCAAGAUCCUGCAGAAUCCUGUCAACACAGAACAGUUCAUUCAAUCACACACCCCAAUGCGCGCUCUUGCCGAAUACUACAACACGGUAUUGGUCGUUGGAGGAGAGGGAUACCGAUGCCGAGAGGUAGCGGAGCAGUACGGAUUCCGUGACAUCGUGGUGCCGAACGACAUUGUGGCUUGGGACACCACCAUCGCCCCUUACCGUGUGUUUACGGACGAAGAGCGUGCCAGCUCGAGGCCUCGUGAUUUCUCCAAGACGAACAUCGAGGCAAUUCUGGUCUUUUCCGACUCACGCGACUACGCUACAGAUAUGCAGAUUAUCAUUGAUCUUCUGAGAUCUGAGGAUGGCCGACUGGGCACCGUAGCUGCCGAUCCUCUUUCUCAGCGGAUUCCCAUCUACUUCUCCCAGGGAGAUAUGCUGUGUCCCACGGAGCAUCCAAUCCCUCGCAUGAGCCAAGGCACUUUCCGUAUCGGCCUCGAGGCUAUGUAUAAGGCGCUCACUGGGGUUGAUCUGGAACGUGUAGUGUACGGAAAGCCUGAGAUGGCGACGUACAAGUACGCCGAUGAGGUUAUCGCAUCAUGGAUGGAGCAACUCCACGGAGAGGAGCGCAUACCCGAAAACAUUUACAUGGUCGGUGACAACCCAGCCUCGGACAUUAUCGGAGGCAAUAUGUAUGGUUGGAACACUUGCUUGGUGCGCACUGGUGUAUUCCAAGGUGGUGACAAUGACGAGGCCAACCCGGCCAACUUUGGCGUCUUCCCAAAUGUUUUGGAGGCUGUCAAAACAGCAUGCCGGAAGCAACUUGGAGAUUCUUUUGGCUUUGAGUGGGAUGACCGCGUCAACCCCGUAUUGCAUGGCGAGAAGCAUGUUGCUUCGGCGAUAGAGUAA
Molecule: messenger RNA, 1488 nt
Organism: Trichoderma aggressivum f. europaeum
Lineage: Eukaryota; Fungi; Ascomycota; Sordariomycetes; Hypocreales; Hypocreaceae
Exons: 1
Coding region: 1-1488 (495 amino acids)
Biological process (GO): glycerophospholipid biosynthetic process
Cellular component (GO): mitochondrion
Source: RefSeq, a predicted model, not a curated record